Molecule: messenger RNA, 2022 nt
Organism: Postia placenta MAD-698-R-SB12
Lineage: Eukaryota; Fungi; Basidiomycota; Agaricomycetes; Polyporales; Adustoporiaceae
Exons: 4
Coding region: 1-2022 (673 amino acids)
Biological process (GO): transmembrane transport
Cellular component (GO): membrane
Molecular function (GO): nucleic acid binding; transmembrane transporter activity; ATP binding
Source: RefSeq, a predicted model, not a curated record
AUGCUUCUGCACCCUGCUGACGCCAAGCUCUUAGUUGGGGGCCCAUUCCUUGGCUCUUGUGCGCUAUUCCUUAGCUCAAGAGAACCUCUACUGACCCAUCUAUUCUCUAGUCCGCCCGAAAUCCUGCCACUCACUGUUCGCGCUAAGGGGGUCUCUCUUUCGACAGCAACCAACUGGGCAUUCAACUUUCUUGUGGGAGAGAUUACUCCGUUCCUCCAGGAACAUAUUGAAUGGCGGCUGUAUCCGAUGCACGGAUUCUUCUGUGUGUGCAGUUUCAUCGUCGUCUACCCUGAGACAAGAGGCGUGCCUCUCGAGGAGAUGGAUGCAGUAUUCGGUGAAGUUGAGGAAGACGGCGUAACAGCCCUCAAACCGACCGACUCUUUUCAAGGAGAAGAUGGCCGUGUGACGUUUGUUGAUGUCGGGGUACCAAAGCCCAUUGCACACGCUCUACCGCAAGCGUUUCCUAACGUAGAGCACCCAACAAGCACCCAACAGCAGCUCAUUUCCGCUGUAUUAGGAGGGAAGGAUGUCUUCUUGCAGGAUCCUACUGGAACAGGAAAGUCGUUUGGUCUCGUUCUGGCACUUUUGAGCAAGGGCUGGACACAAAAGUCCGUCUUCCCUGAGCACGGACAAUGGAAGAGAACAGGACCACCCGCUAUUGGGACCCUGCUCAUCGUACCCCAUCGAGAUCUGGCGUACCAGUUUAUACACUGGAUAGAGCUGAUUCAUAGCGCCAUGCGUCGCCCGGAGGUCCUCGCGCAGACUGCACAGGUUAUCGUCCGUAAUAAGGAAAUACCGCUCGCGGAACAGCUCGCUCUCCUUCACGCACAUACGCCGCAUAUGGUCAUCGGCACGCCGCCGGCGCUGCUCGACGUGCUCGAGAAAGACCCACAGGUGCUCAUGCUGGACUCGCUGAAGACGGUCGUGGUGGACGAAGCGGACUAUGUGAUCGAAGGCACACCGAACAACACCAAUGCACGCGCGAGAAUAAAAGCGCUGCAGCAAAUAAAAAAACACCCAAGCCCUGCGAGGCAGAUCCUCGAUCAGAUAUGGAAAAUCAAGCGGAAGUUUGACUUUAUAAAAGGAGAAGAGCAGAUUUCGACAGGCAUUAUCAGGGGCGGCCCACAGAUCAUCGUGUCAAGCACUACUCUUCGCGCAGACUACAGGCGUUCACUUCUGAAGAGUGGAUGGUUCAACAAAGGGCCUCAUAGCUGGGCGAAGAUACCCGAGGUUGUUGACCAGAAGUCGAUCCCAGAGGAUGAUGACCGGUGUCGCAUCGGAGGUACGGCGAUACAGCAUCACGCACUGGUCGUUUCAGCAGACGGGAGCGCCGCCAACAUACAAAUGGCAACUGGCGAGAACAGGUCCGAGACCCAGCCAAGCGCCGACCAUCAAACGGACAUUGCACCUGACAGUGAAGCGGUGGGCUUAAUGGAAGGUGCGUGUCAGCGAGGUUUGAUGUACCAUGAAGAUGCUCACCUCGCGUCUCGUGUGGCAGAGAUGGCGCCGAAUCUUCCAUUCAACUCACAUGCGCUAGAAGUAAUCGCAGAAGCCUUUGCUCUGGACGUACCGAGUCUCGCGCUGCUUGUCUUGCCUGCAUCAGCGCCAUUGCUGGAGGUCGUUACCGCACUGCGUGGGUUUGGAGUAAACGCACAUGGACUCAACAUACACGCAUCCGAAACGCGCAACGCAUUCUUGAUGCAUAACUCUGCCGACCCACCGACGGACAGCCCUGUUCUGCUGGUCUCCACGCUCGCGUCGACACGUGGGAUUGAUUUACCCCAUCUUACACACGUCUUUAUUCUAGGCGUACCGGAGGACCGUCCGGUCGAUACUUAUGUGCAUGCCGCUGGGCGCGUUGGUCGGUUCGGACGGAGCGGAAAGGUUGUCAGCGUCUUGGAGGCUCGGCAUUUGACUGCGAUGAAAAGGGGAAAGCCAGGGUGGAAAGACGAACCCAAGAAGAUGCGCGAGGUUUUCAAGAUGAUGGGUGUCAGGCCGACGAAGCUGGACCAUUUCUCGUAA